AUGCAUAGGAGACUUCAUUCACGAGGAACAGACCUAAUGAAGAGCCUCGAAAGCCCGAAAUCCAUGACCAGAUGCGAUCCCUGCAAUCCCAACAGCAAACUUCAUGAUCUCUUGGAAGAAGUUGCGAGGCCCAGCAGUCCACAGAUACAUGCCUUCUUUGAAUUCUGGGAUUUGCCUAUUGAUGUUUAUGAAUUCCAAAGACCUCAAACCCCUCAAGGGCGUCCUGUAAAGCAGACGGGAUACUCAAUAGGAUCUCAACAGGCUAUGGCAGGAACAACAAGUUCACAUCCCAUGAGCACGAUGAUAACGCCAUCUUCUGUGCUUACAUUGCUUUCCACCGCGACGAUGACCCAAGAUGAAUAUGACUUCGUCUCUAGACAGGCACUCCCAGCCGCUUUGGAGCACAAUGCCUCACAGUCUUCUAUACACUCGGGCGAGAAUCACUGGCUCGAGCAAGUCUCGAGUCAAAAUAUUGACAAUUGGGAUGAAGCCUUGUGGUCCAACGGAGUACAAGCCGAGUGUCCUGCAAUCGGCACAGGUUUUGGCAUGAUAGGACAUCACACGAAAGACACCAAUGGCGAGUCACAACCCCAAAUUGAAUACCAAGAAGAACAGUGCUGGAUUGACACUCUGAAUUCUCUGACGACGUCAGCAUCUGCCAUGUUCCAAUAUCCGAUUUCACCACAAGACUUGCCCUACCCUGGCUUCCCUCCUGAAUGGCAGAAUGCACCAACCGACAGCUUCGUCUUUAAUGAAGAGAAUAUUUCCAGGCUUAAACAUGGUGCUCAUUCGGCUCUCAAGAAAACGCUGCAACCAAGGCACGCGAAAUAA
Molecule: messenger RNA, 831 nt
Organism: Cladophialophora bantiana CBS 173.52
Lineage: Eukaryota; Fungi; Ascomycota; Eurotiomycetes; Chaetothyriales; Herpotrichiellaceae
Exons: 1
Coding region: 1-831 (276 amino acids)
Source: RefSeq, a predicted model, not a curated record